Molecule: messenger RNA, 5372 nt
Organism: Epinephelus moara (kelp grouper)
Lineage: Eukaryota; Metazoa; Chordata; Actinopteri; Perciformes; Serranidae
Gene: a2m1
Product: alpha-2-macroglobulin
Exons: 36
Coding region: 161-4633 (1490 amino acids)
Cellular component (GO): extracellular region
Molecular function (GO): endopeptidase inhibitor activity
Source: RefSeq, a predicted model, not a curated record
CGAUUGAGCAACUUGCCCUGCACAUCCCUAUCCGCCUCUCUCUGACUCCGGCCCGCAGUGGGGGGAACAAGCUGGGAGUAACGUCCUCCUCCGGUGCAGUCCGCUCCGCUCAAGUUGUCCCGCUGCUUGCAAAGCAAAGCACCGACUGUGCUGUGCAGACAUGGCACCUGUCCUCCAAAUGUUUGCUGUCAUCAUCGCCUCAGCGCUCCUGCAAACUGCGACAUCGGCCCACCUCAAUGACACUAUUUUUGCAGUGACUGUGAGCUCCCAGGUGAGAGGAGGGAAACAGGAGACCCUGUGUGCCCACAUCCACGGCCCCACCGAGCCUGUCUCUCUGACCAUCGCCCUCGAAAUGGACUCUGGCAGAACGGCCAUCCUGGAGGAGGCUGUCGAAAGGGACUUUUACCGCUGCUUAAACUUCCAGGUCCCAACAGUGCGCACCAAAACUGUGGCAACCAUAAACGUCACCAUUCAGGGUGAGAGCGCCUCGAUGAGCAAGAAGUCCAAAAUCCUCAUCGAGCCUCCUGGUUUCAUCCACAUCAUCCAGACUGAUAAGCCCAUCUACAAACCUGGACAGACUGUCCAGUUCCGAAUCGUCUCCAUGGACGCCAAUUUCAUCCCCGUCAGUCGAGUGUACAAAGUGGUGGAGCUGCAGGAUCCCAAUUCAAACCGCAUCGCCCAGUGGUUGGAUAGGACACUUGUUAGCGGCAUCCUUGAUCUUUCCCACCCCAUGAUUCCUGAGGCGGCACAAGGAACCUACAUGAUCACCGCAAUGACAAACAAAGGAGAGCAAAUUUCCCACAGCUUUGACAUCAAGGAAUACGUUUUGCCAAAGUACGAGGUGAAGGUUCAUCUACCCAGUGUGAUCACCAUCCUGGACAAAGAGGCAACGAUUAAGAUUUGUGGAAAAUACACAUAUGGUAAACCUGUUGUUGGUUCAGUGAAGGCAACGAUUUGUCGAAAUGCCGUCAGGUUUUACUGGUAUUCAAGUGCCCAAGAAAGUGACCUCUGCAAGACGUACGACUUGACAACAGAUAAAGAUGGUUGUGCAACACAAAUUGUGAACAUGACAGAGUUUUCCCUCGACAAGAACAUGUACGAUGACAGCUUUGAGGUGGAUGCGGAAAUGGAGGAGUACGGCACAGGGGUCAUUCUCAAAGGCAAUGGGCGGACCAGCUUCAGCAGUCACAUCAGAACUGUCACCUUCGAGGACGUACCUGCAGCGUACAAGCCUGGCAUCCCAUUGGAGGGAAAGGUCAAAAUGGUCGGUGCAGACAACAAAGCUGUUGCCAAUGAGGAGGUGUAUCUGUUUGUUGGCGAUUCUCAAAACGAAACGCUCACGACAGACAUGAGAGGCAUGGCUUCAUUUUCUUUGGACACCGGCGACUGGAAGGGCACCUUAACUCUGAAGGCGAAGUCUAGAAAGACGGAGGACACUGAGCCAUAUGUGGCCAAUCUGCGCAGACCAGAGUACAGAUCGGCCUAUCACCACGUCUCAGCAUUUUACUCUAAGAGCAAUAGUUUUCUGAAGCUCAUGCAGGUGAGCGGGAAGAUCUCCUGCGACAAAGAUGCGACUGUACGUGCUCAGUACAUCAUCCAGGGGGAGGAGCUAAAGAAGGGACAGGAAGUCCUCGACUUCUUUUACCUGGUGAUGUCCAGAGGUGGAAUUGUGCAGCACGGUCAUGUCUCAGCAGCUGUUAAAGCAGGAACAGUCAACAAAGGAGAGUUGUCCAUACCGCUUAGUCAGGUUACAAACCUGGCACCGUUUGCCCAGGUGGUGGUUUACACUGUGAUGCCCAGUGGAGAGGCUGUGGCCGAUAGCCAGGACUUCCCCAUUCAGCUCUGCCUCAAUAACAAGGUGUCUCUGAAGUUCUCCUCGCUGCAGGAGCUUCCUGCAGAGAAGACCACGCUCAAUCUCCAGGCUCACCCAGGCUCCAUGUGCUCUGUCAGAGCCAUCGACCAGAGCGUCCUCCUGCUGCAGCAAGAGCAGGAACUCACUGUCGACUAUGUGUACAGCCAGCUGCCUGUCCAGAGGUUGGUUGGAUACAACUUUGAUGUUGAGGACUUUGAGCCAUAUCCCUGCUUCCCUGUGCCGAUGCCAGAGCCAGAGCCUGAACCAGAGCCUGAACCAGAGCCUGAGCCUGUACAAGAACUAGAAGAUGUGGAUGCAGCUGGUCGAUCGAAGCGCUCGAUCUACUUUGGACCGCCCAGUGGGAAGAAUGAUGUCUACAGCAUCUUUAAAGAAAUUGGAAUCAAAAUUGUGACCAACUCCGAUGUGAAAAAACCUCACAACUGCCUUGAAAGGAACUAUGAGUUAUUUUUCUAUGAUGCUGAAGAAACACUUGGCGAUUAUAGAAUGUUUGGAAAUGCUGAAGACCUAAUAGUUGGAAGUGUCCCGAUUGAAAUGGCGAGUGAGGAUGAAGUGGCAGAGGCUGGAAAGACCAAGGAAACUAUCAGAACAUACUUUCCUGAGACCUGGAUCUGGGAGCUGGUUUCCGUUGGAGACAGUGGGUCAGUGAACGUGGAGAAGACGGUCCCUGACACCAUCACUAAGUGGGCGGCUGGAGCUUUCUGUGUCUCCUCUGUGGGCUUCGGCGUGUCGCCCAACAUUGGACUGACGGCCUUCCAGCCGUUCUUCGUCAGUCUCACGCUGCCCUACUCCGUCAUCCGAGGGGAGGUGUUCACACUCAAAGCCACUGUCUUCAACUACCUUUCCAAAUGCAUCAUGGUGAGAGUCACACUGGCUGAUUCAGACCAGUUCACCUUCAGAAACUGUGAAGGCUGCCAGUACAGCGUGUGUUUGUGCGGGGAGGAGAGCAGGACCUUCUCAUGGAUUGUGACUCCAACCGCCCUAGGUCAGGUGAAUCUGAAGGUCAGCGCAGAGGCCCUGAAGACUGACAUACUGUGUGGCAACGAGGUGGCCACCGUCCCCGACAUGGGCCAAAUCGACACCGUGGUCCGCACCCUGCUGGUGGAGGCUGAAGGAACGCCACAGAUGGUCAGUCACAACGCCCUCCUCUGUCCUGCAGACGGACCUGUGGAGAAGAAAAUCUCUCUGCUGAUGCCUGAGAUGUUUGUGGCUGGAUCAGCCAGGGCCACUGUCUCUGUGCUGGGUGAUCUGAUGGGCCGGGCCAUGAAGAACCUGGACAAGCUCCUGGCCAUGCCGUACGGCUGCGGGGAGCAGAACAUGGUGCUGUUUGCGCCCAACAUCUUCAUCCUCAACUACCUGAAAAGCACCGGUCAGCUGACCGAGGAAAUUCAGGACAGAGCGACACGCUUCCUGGAGAGCGGAUAUCAGAGGGAACUCACCUACAAACAUGACGACGGCUCCUACAGUGCCUUCGGGAAGAGCGAUGAGUCUGGAAACACCUGGUUGACCUCUUUUGUGAUGAAGUCCUUUGGCGGGGCGAGACCAUACAUAUAUGUGCACGCCAAGCACAUUAAAGAAGCCAGGAGGUGGCUCUCCAAACACCAGCGGCCCGACGGCUGCAUCAGAUCUGUGGGGAAACUCUUCCACAACGGCAUGAAGGGAGGAGUGAGCGACGAUGUGUCCCUGACGGCCUACAUUACUGCAGCCCUGCUGGAGCUGGACACCAACGCCACGGACCCCAUGGUUCAGAACUGCCUCAACUGUCUCAAAAAAGCAAUGGCAGGCCAGAUGGACAACUUGUACACCACCGCCCUGCUGUCCUACACCUUCACCCUGGCCGGAGACGAGGAGAUCAGGAGCAAACUCAUCGCUUACCUGAACGCAAAGUCCUCCACAGAGGGAGGCACCCGACACUGGGAGAGAGCAGGGGCAUCUGGGAAAGGCCUGGACUCUUUGGAGGUGGAGAUGACCUCCUACGUGCUGCUGGCUCUGCUCUCUGGUCCGGCCAUACCAGAGUUUGGUCUGGAUUACUCCUCCGGCAUCGUCCGCUGGCUCGCCCAGCAGCAAAACCCAUAUGGGGGCUUCUCUUCCACACAGGACACUGUGGUGGCCCUCCAGGCUCUGGCUAAGUACGGCGCUGCCACCUACAGCGCGGAGGGCAGCACUACAGUGACGGUGACGUCGUUAGGAGGCCUGAACAAAGAGUUCACGGUGGAUCAGCGCAACAGGCUGCUGUACCAGGAGGAGAGGCUGAGCGAGGUCCCUGGAGAGUACACGAUCAAAGCCCAGGGACAGAGCUGCGUGCUGGCACAGAUCUCCAUGCAUUACAACGUCCCUCCUCCCCCCGACUUCUCUGCCUUCAACAUCUCCACCAACACCAUGGCCAAAUGCAACACCAGCAGGCCUCAGCUCAUCCUCUUUGUGCAUGUCAGGUACCAGGGCAGGAGAGAGGAAACAAACAUGGUCAUCAUCAACAUCAAGCUGCUGUCUGGAUACAUUCUGGAUAAGAGCUCCCUGAAGCUGCUGAAGAGCGACCGUUCAGUGAAGCGUGUGGACGUGGAGGAAGGAUACAUCAACAUCUACUUAGAUGGGUUGAAGAAGGACGAGACAAAGAUACACAGUGUGACAUUAGAGGAGGACGUUCCUGUCAGGAACCUGAAACCAGCUGUGGUCAAAAUCUACGAUUACUACCAGACGAGUGAUGAGGCGGUCACUGAGUACACCUCCCCCUGUGCAGAGAGUGACGUCCUCAACCAGCUGUAAAAUCCACCUGUAGAUCCUUCAGACGGGACUUCUCUCAGUUGGAACAAUCACUGUGUCAGAAAGAAACUUCUAGAUGUUUAUUUUUUUCUUAGACUGUUUCUGUAUAAUUUUUUUUUACUCCUUUUAAACUUUUUAGCUGUGUUUCAAUGUGAGUCCACUUUUUAGGAACAAACGUGUUCUUUCCUUUUUUAGCUUUUUGAUUGUCUUUGCUCUACUUGGUGUUUUAUGGUAGGUUUGUCCUCGUCCUCCGAAUUAUGUCUGUUAAUAAUGAACCGAUAAUUAGUCAGUGUGAGAAUCUGUUCAGAAUCAACACAGUAGUUACUGCUGUCCCUCCUCAACACUGGAUCCUUCACAUUAUAACCCACUGAGUUCAAGAAAAGCAAACGAUGUUCUGUAACAGUUCUGUUUUUAAUAGAUUCGACAAAAUCCAUAUUAUUCAUACGUGAAAGUAACGCAUGAGACAUACAGGGUACCAAUAACACAGUAUGGUCCGAGUACUGAUUGUGUGUGUGAGUGUGUGUGAAACAGGAUCUACGUUCUAGAAAAACAAAAGUACAGUCUCAUGAGUGCUUGGUGAGUUAUUGUGUGUGUGUUGGUGUGUGUGUGUUUGUGUGUGUACAGAUGUGUGUUCUGCUGUACCAGUAAAAAAGAAAAAGGUAGAUUGAUACAUCACUACCAUACAAUUUGAAAUGUAACUGACUGACAAUAAAAUUUCUAAAAUGACAAAAAUAAGUAAAAA